AUGGCGUGGUACUCCAUCCUCCCCUCACAUUUGACCAUCUACGAAACAUGGAUCAUUCGGGCAUUCAUAAUCCUCGCAAUCAUAAACAUCGCACCCUGGAUCCUCGCCAUCCUGUACGACCUCCUCUACUAUAUCUUCCGCCGUAUAUGGCAUGAGAUCCCCAUCUGGGGUGGCCGGGCACGCGGCGAACACCGUCCACGGGCACCGAGUCUGAGAGAUCGGAAUCGUAGAAUGAGUUUCCGAGAUAUCGUUACUGGUGGUCCAGGAACGAAUCCUGGAGCAAGUGGUUCUGGUCAUGAUGUUGACGCUACUUCGGGCGAGUAUAGGAGAGGUGCCAGAGGUGCGAGACAUCAGAAAUCAUUGAGUACGCAAAGUAUUGAAGAGGAGAGCAUCGAGGAUGAGAAGGGGGAUUCUUCAACUUGA
Molecule: messenger RNA, 423 nt
Organism: Exophiala bonariae
Lineage: Eukaryota; Fungi; Ascomycota; Eurotiomycetes; Chaetothyriales; Herpotrichiellaceae
Exons: 2
Coding region: 1-423 (140 amino acids)
Source: RefSeq, a predicted model, not a curated record